AUGUCUGGACGCGGCGGCGGACGUGGCCAAUACGGUGGGCGAGGCGGUCGAGGCGGCGGUCGUGGCCGUGGCCGUGGUCGCGGUCAUCAUGCAGCAGAUGCGCAUGAUGGCAAUAAACAGCAUUCACGCAAAGCUGCAGCUCCCGUCAGAGUCAAGGAAACCGAAGAACAAAGGGAGGCUAGGAAGUCCUACGGCUCCUGGAAGCGGCGGCUGGGAAAGACAGAGGCUGACCCUACUAAUAUGCGCCGUCUUUGGGAAGGUGCACUUGGUAUACUCGAGGCAGGAGAUCGAGACUGGCGUCAGCAGCUCCCACAAGACCUCAACGAUGAUGAAGGGACCGGUCCUCACCACAUCCUCGCUAUGCUCAGCACGAAAGUGGUAGGCGCAGAUUUCGACACCUUCAUCAACAAUGCGCGCAAUUUCCUUCUCACCCUCACACACCCUUCACUCCUGCGCUGCCUCGCUGUCGAUACUCAUGUCGGAUCGCUCUACAGCAUUUUCGGUGGAGUCGGUGGAAAGAGAGCUAUGCAGUUUCUCCAGCGUCUCUGUGAUGCUCUACUGGCAGCCCGAGUGGCAAGAGCUUCUUUGAGCUCCACGGGAGACAUUGAGGCAACCCUUCUCUCAGCAACACUCGCUCUCUUUGAGCUACUGAGACGCGAACGCAGGAUGCGCUUGAACGAAGAUAUCCCAACGCUAGUCGACAGUAUACAGGCAACAAGCGAUGUCUUCAAGAACGAGACGUCUUCGAGCUUCGCAACCAGGAUCUCCAAUCGACUCAACGAUGUUCGAGCGCUAGUAGCACGGACACAGAGUCUCAUUUCCGACGAUAAGAUGGGCGGUCACAGUAAUGCUGACGAUAUUGACGAUAAUAUCUCGUUCUAUCCACAAAGCAUGGUAGUUCCGUCUGACCGCUUCGAUAACGACAAGAGGGAUAUCGCUGAUAUGAUCAUAUUCCCAACUCGGGACGAGAUCAUGAGCGACGAAAAGGAGUUCCUGCCAUACACAAAUCCUGACCAGCCCCACUUCCUUGACGAUCCGGUUCAGCGCCAUAUAGACACCUAUUUCAGGUUGUUACGUCAUGACAUCUUCGGUGAAAUGAAGGGAGCAUUGGCAGGAGUCAUGCACACGGUGACAAAAGAUCCUACAGCAUCAUCUGAUCCCAGGCUACAUCUUGGAGAUGUGCGUGCCAACCAUUAUCUUCAAGCUCGAAUCAGCUAUGUUACUUUGGACAGCCGGAAAGGCUUGCAAGCUCAGAUCGAGUUCCUCCAACCCGGCUCUGUGCGUAAGCAAUCCGCAGCAGCGAGGGCAAUAUGGUGGGAUGAGUCGAGACGGCUUGAAGAAGGCACCCUCCUUUCAUUUGUGUGGCUCCAAGGCUCCAAAGUCCAACAUUCAUUCUUCAGUGUAUCGGACAAGAAGACCGAGCCACAUGAAGAGUAUGGGUUGUCUAAACAUAACAAUAUGGCUUACAUUACCUCGAGCCUUGUUACACAGGAUCAAUCGACAGUGAAAUUGCUCAUGCAAGCCAAUAUCGGAGCCUCCCGCGGUAUUCUGCUCGAAUUUCCCAAGGUGAUGCCUGCUACCUUCGAGCCCAUCUUGGAGAACUUGAAAGGAAUGCAUCGCCUAAAUCGCCUGCCUUUUCGACAGUGGAUCAUUCCAGAGAAGCAAACGGGUCCUUCACGAGUACAAAAGGCUCAGGACAUACCGCCUGCUCUGUAUGCGCGAGCUCCUGGCUUUCGAUUUCCACUAGGGAGCCUCGCGAAGGACAAGACCCAGGAUGAGUCGUUCUCACUGGAACCUACAUCUUCUUGCGAUGACGUAGUUUUGGUUGACAAGCUCGAGACCAAGACGCAACUCGAUCGUGGACAGUGUCGGGCACUGAUUGCUGCGUUGACGCGCGAGUACGCGUUCAUACAAGGACCUCCAGGAACAGGCAAGAGUUACCUUGGGCUUCAGAUCAUGAAGGUCUUGCUUGAUAUCAAAGAAAAGGCAGAUCUUGGACCGAUACUCAUUGUAUGCUAUACCAACCAUGCUCUCGACCAGUUCUUGGAGCACUUGAUUGACAUCGGUGUGCAAAAACUCGUCCGAGUAGGUGGCAUGAGCAAAUCUAAGAAGCUCGCAAAUCACAACCUUCGUACUGUGAGCGAUUUGGAGACUAAGACAAAGUCUGAGAAAUACAUGGCAGCCAUGAGGUAUAGGGAGCUGGAGAACAAAGAAAAGGAGGCGAAAUCUGUGUUCGCUGCGCUACACGGUCUGCAAAAACGUCCAGAGUGGCACAGUAUCAAAGGUCACAUUCACGAAGACUACCCAAAUAUCUACAAACAGUUUCGACAAGUAGAUGAAGAAGGUUUCAAAACAGCUGGUCGACAUCCAUUUGACGUCUGGAGGACAGGGACCGGACCACAUCAUGUUUCACUGACCACACAUGCGCUACAACGACUCAAACAGAAGGCGGAACGAAACAUCUACUCGCUCACGACUCAAGAGAGAAGCGCGUUGGUUGCUCAUUGGAUCGAAGAGGCCCAAGGCAGCAAGAUUGGCGAGUUGUAUGAAAUUGCAAAGGGUGCCAUGAAGACCCAGCGCGAGUUGAUCAACAUACAUGAGGAGCUCAAUCGAAGGGUACUGGAAGAAGCGGAUGUGAUUGGAGUCACUACUUCUGGACUUGCAAAGCGAAUCUCUGUUCUCCAGCAAGUCAAAUGCAAGGUUAUCAUCUGCGAAGAGGCAGGAGAAGUGAUGGAGCCUCAUAUGCUCUCAGCAACUCUCGGGGACGUUGAACAUUUGAUCCAGAUAGGAGACCAUGAGCAACUACGGCCCUCUGUAAGCAACUUCCGAGAUCUUUCGCUCGAAAGCGAACGGGGAAAGCUCCACCAGCUAGACAGGAGUCAGUUCGAACGACUCUCGAUCGGAGAACCUGGCAGACCUUUGAUGCCCGUGGCUCAGCUCAACGUUCAACGUAGGAUGCGCCCGCAGAUAUCGACACUUAUUCGUGAGACAAUUUAUGACAAGCUGAAAGACCAUGCAACGACUGCCGAACUGCCAGAUGUUGUCGGCAUGCGUCAAAAUGUCUUUUGGUUCGACCACCACAACCACGAAAACGGGAACGACGCGGAUGUCCACAACACCAAAUCUAAGUCGAAUCUCUGGGAGGUGAAGAUGGUGCACGCACUUGUCCGUCAUGUCGUCCGCCAGGGCGUGUACAAACCCGACGAUAUUGCAGUGCUGACCCCGUAUACUGGUCAACUCCAGAAGCUGCGUGCAACAAUGAGGAGCGACUUCGAGAUCUGUCUUAGCGAUCGUGAUCGUGAAGCACUCGAAAAGGAUGGCUUCACAGUUGACGAUAAUGUUGUAGACGAGAAAGCAGCAUCCAACCAACAGGGUUAUCUAGGCAAACCGCUAGAGAAGAAACAGCUUUCCGAAAUGCUGAGAAUUGCUACUGUCGACAAUUUCCAAGGAGAAGAGGCGAAGAUCAUCAUUGUCUCACUUGUGCGAAGCAACGAGAAGCGGAACGUCGGGUUUCUCAAGACUACAAAUCGCAUCAAUGUCUUGCUCAGUCGCGCGCAGCAUGGCAUGUAUCUCAUCGGUAACACAGACACGUACUCCAGCGUCGAGAUGUGGCAAAAGGUCAUUGGCAUGCUACGCGCUGCAGACUCAGUAGGCGAGCGCCUGGCUUUGUGCUGUCCCCGACAUCCUGAAACCGCCAUUGAAGUACAACAACCCGACGAUUUCCAGAGGCUUAGCCCAGAAGGCGGCUGUGCCCUGAACCCUGCAAGAUACUGCUUCACUGUGGGCAUACUUGUCCGGGAAGUUGCGGGCGAUGCAAUACCAAAGACAGGUAUGACCAGCCGGUCAUCAAACACGCUACUUGCAGGAAGACGUGUGGCAGAAAGUAUGGGACCUGUAACCACAGUUGCAAGCGUCAAUGCCACGACGGCACGGACUGUGGCUUGUGUCAAAACCCAUGCGAAGUGCGUUGUAAACACACGAGGUGUCCACAAAAGUGUCAUGAGCCUUGUACUCCAUGUAUCGAGUCGUGCGUAUGGUCCUGCGAGCAUCAAGGCGAUUGUAAAAUGCCUUGUUCAGCCCCAUGCAAUCGCCUUCCGUGCGAUGAGCGCUGUACCAAGCUUCUUCCAUGUGUGUGGCAUGAAGUCCGAGGAGCUUCCCGAUAUGGUCAUGAUGUCACGGUACGCCGACAUCGAUCUCAACGAAUCACCUAUAGUCAUUCUAGGUUGUGGUCAUUUCUUCACCAGCGAGACUCUUGAUGGACACAUCGGGCUCAAAGACGUUUACGACGUUGAUAUCAAGACUGGACGUUUCAUUGGCUUAAUUGAGAACGUUGAGCUUGCCGCAUCGGUGCCCCAGUGCCCGAACUGUCGCGAGCCCAUCAAGCAAUACAUCACUCAACGCUACAACCGACUCAUCAACCGAGCUGUUAUCGAUGAGAUGUCCAAACGCUUCAUCGUCAGUGGUCAACAAGAGCUUCAGCAGUUGAAAGGAGAACUGGACGAUUUGAGGAAUGAACUUGAAGACUCACGAGAGUCUGUUGUUCCACUUGAGCUAAUCAGGAUCCGCAAAGAGGCAAACCUCGAAAUAACCAUGCAGUUCAUUAACGAUGGGCUCAAGAAUCGUUCUCACAGUUCUAUCAGUCUGAUGAACUCAGUGAAGUCUCUUCAGCGAAGAAUGCAAGCUCAACAUCAGCCGACAUACAAGCUGCACCAAGCAACCGUCCAUGCGGUGGCAAAGAUGACUCCACUAGAUAUUGGACUGUCAAGCCUGGUUAUCGAUGCCUCUGCCGAAUAUGCAAAGCGUGAUCGCGAUCAGCGCAUCACCCUUGGUGGCAACCUGCUCGAGAUUAAGGUGCGAUGCUUGGUCCUGGAAGAUAACUUUGAGAUUGCGCAUGCCGUCGGCCUCAAGCGUUUUACAGCGACAAUGACGCUUAGCUUUCCUGGUGGCUCACCUGAAACUAAGAUAGAAAAGUUCCUCCAAGACUGCAUGAAGUUGAUUAACGAAUGUCUGCUUCAGAGUCUCCCCAAGCUUGCGGUUGAAGUCUCACUGUGCUACGCUCGAAUCGCCCACCUGUUUGGUAGUUCUGGACUCGCAAAAGAUAAGGAUCGCGUAAGGGCAACGGGUUAUCGCGACACUGCCAAAGAGUUACUGGAAAAGGCGAAGCAGCUUUGCAAACAUUCCUUCCGCGAUAGGGAAGUACUGCUCCAAGCCAUCAUUUCCACAACCAAGAUGUUGAGGAGUGAAUUCUAUGAAGCAGUGUCGAAGGAGGAAGUAGAGGCUAUCAAGAAGGCGAUGGUCAGUGGACCCGGUGGCAUCGCCACUCAUUCUGGGCACUGGUACAAAUGCGUCAAUGGACACCCAUUUGCCAUUGGUGAGUGUGGUAUGCCAAUGCAGCUCGCGCGUUGCCCUGAGUGCGGCCAGCCUGUGGGCGGUCAGAGCCAUACUGCAGUGGCUGGAGUUUCGCGCGCAACAGAGAUGGAAGUCUGA
Pyrenophora tritici-repentis Pt-1C-BFP is the source of this 5487-nucleotide messenger RNA. RefSeq lists its product as uncharacterized. NCBI's taxonomy places the organism in Eukaryota, Fungi, Ascomycota, Dothideomycetes, Pleosporales, Pleosporaceae. The record is from RefSeq and is a predicted model, not a curated record.